Molecule: messenger RNA, 476 nt
Organism: Eurytemora carolleeae
Lineage: Eukaryota; Metazoa; Arthropoda; Copepoda; Calanoida; Temoridae
Exons: 2
Coding region: 36-476 (146 amino acids)
Source: RefSeq, a predicted model, not a curated record
UAAAUUGAAAUGUGAAUAUUUCAGACAGAUACAAAAUGGAGAGUUACAACAACUAUGAUUAUGGAAAUGGAGGACUUUUCUUCUCUAAUAUGUCAACAGGUCUUGGCUUAGGUGGUAUAGGUAAUCUUGACCGAUUAACACCGGGUCCGAAACAUUACGACAUUUUUAACUCCUUCAAUCUUCCCAAAGUUACAAACGACGACAUAUUCCUUUCUGAUGAUGAAGAGAACUGCCCUAAGCCCCGCCUUCCCCUCUUCUCCCGAUGCCCUCUCACCAACCGAGCACAACUGGAACCGCCCACCUCCACUUAUGGCGGGAAAAUGAAGUCCAUGCCACUGAGUCCCCUGAAGAAUCUGACUAUCGGGACCAGUCCCAUAAAGAACCGUGGGUCCCCCUUCAAGUCCCGGAAUUAUGAUAUUCUGGGACACAGUCCGAGGAUUCCUCUGCUAAAUCUGGCAAAUCAAGCAAAUAGGUAA